AUGCCGUCGAUGGAGGAGAGCAAGAGACAGGUGAAGGCAGGUCUGUCUCAUCACAAGAACGAUGUAGAUCACGAUGCUAUUCUUGCAAGUCUGCAAGACGAGAUCGAUAGCCACAAUGCGAGGGGUUCCGAUGAUAGCGCGCACUAUCGCAGCCGACAUAGAUCUCGCAAGAGCGACGAUCAUGAAAGCUCCACCAAGUUCCGCUUCAAACACGGCGAAGAACUGCCCAAGAAGCGAAAGCACCGCUCCGGAGAUGAUCGCGACCGUCGGCGACACCGCAAGUCCAGGAAAGAUACCGACACUGGUCCAGAGCAAGAUGAGACAGCGGCGCAUCCGUUCCCCCGUGAGCCUACAAACCCAGAGCAACAUGUCUGGGGUGAUCCCAACGCUGCCUUCCGCGAAUCUCUCUUCGACGCACUAGCCGACGAUGAAGGAGCAGCAUACUGGGAAAGCGUCUACUCCCAACCCAUUCACGUCUACCCUCGGCCCAAUGUCGAGACCCCGAAAGGUGAGCUCGAGCAGAUGAACGAUGACGAUUACGCGGCCUUUGUGCAGUCCAAGAUGUGGGAGAAGAAGAACCCUCACGAGGUGCUGGAGCGCGAACAGCAAGCCAAGGCGCGGAAAGAGGAAGAAGAGGAGCGAGCGCGGAGAAGGGAGGAGUUUAUCAGGAGGAAAGAGAGGGCCGCGUGGGAGCGAGCACAGAAGGCUGGGGCGAGGAGGUUCGCCGGCGUGGACAGUGAUGAGGAUGACUACGAAUGGGUGCCUGAUACGGAGGGCAGGACGACCGGGGGUUCGAAGAGGACUGAGGGUGGGAGGGAGCAGGAUGAGUAUCGGCAAGCUUGGACGCAAUAUCUCGCUGCUUGGGACAGGCUCAAGGUCGAGCUCCUGAACGAGCGAGACACCUCGAACAGAGACGAAUCGAUCUCGAAAGCGCCUUCGAAAAGGAUCCCGUGGCCGGUGUUGCAGCCGAAGCCCGUCACGAAGCCGAACAUUGAGGCUUUCAUGCGCCAUGUUCCGAGUGAUGGUGGAGGUAGGAUCCGGCUGCAGAACUUGAAGGUGGAAAGAGUCCGAUGGCAUCCGGACAAGGUCCAGCAGAGGUUCGUUGGUGAGGUAGACGAAGGCACCAUGAAGAUCGUCACGGGAGUCUUUCAGGUCGUGGACGGCAUGGUGGAAGAAGAGCGCAAGCGGGUUAGUGGAGCGUGA
Fulvia fulva is the source of this 1203-nucleotide messenger RNA. RefSeq lists its product as uncharacterized. Bases 1 to 1203 code for a protein of 400 amino acids. Lineage: Eukaryota; Fungi; Ascomycota; Dothideomycetes; Mycosphaerellales; Mycosphaerellaceae. The transcript has a single exon. The record is from RefSeq and is a predicted model, not a curated record. Gene Ontology annotation, biological process: canonical NF-kappaB signal transduction.